This is a messenger RNA of Salpingoeca rosetta, 1371 nucleotides long. Its product is annotated as dihydrolipoamide S-succinyltransferase. Gene Ontology annotation, molecular function: dihydrolipoyllysine-residue succinyltransferase activity. NCBI's taxonomy places the organism in Eukaryota, Choanoflagellata, Craspedida, Salpingoecidae. The transcript has 13 exons. The record is from RefSeq and is a predicted model, not a curated record. Gene Ontology annotation, biological process: tricarboxylic acid cycle. Bases 43 to 1371 code for a protein of 442 amino acids. Gene Ontology annotation, cellular component: oxoglutarate dehydrogenase complex.
CUCACUCACGGGAAGAAGCUCUCCAUCCAUCCUCUUGCCAAGAUGUUGUUCUCGCGCGUGAACCGGAAAACGCUCGCUGCCGUGAGCGGCGCUGUGCGUCGCCUGGCCGCUACGCCCUCCAACUCCGUCACCGUCGCCAAGUCCCUGGCCUCUGUGCAGGCAACUGCCGCGCCCUGCGCUCGCCAGGCCGUUCCCCUCCUUGCUGUGAACCGCCGGCACCUCCACGCUGCCCGCGCUCUCCGCAACGGCGACGAGAUUACUGUGCAGCUUCCCCCAGUUGCCGAGUCCAUCUCCGAGGGCGAAAUUGGCGGCUUUGAGAAAGAGGUUGGCGACUAUGUUGAGCAGGAUGAGGCCGUCGUUGUCAUCGAGACCGAUAAGACGAGCGUGCCUGUCAACGCACCACAGUCUGGCGUCAUUACGGAGUUUCUUGUUGAGGAGGGCGACACCGUCCCCAUUGGCGCUGAUCUCUUCAAGAUGAAGCCUGGCGAGGCGCCCGCUGGCAGCCAGAAGCCCGCUGCAAGCGAGGAGAAGAAGUCUGAGGGGGAGGAGAGUUCUUCUGCCGCCCCUGCUGCUGACACCACUCCGGCCCCGGCAAAGGAGGAGCCAAAGAAGCAAGAGUCGAAGCCCGCACCCGCACCCGCACCAAAGAAGCCCGCACCAGAGUCUGCUGGCGGCGUGACGCGCGUGAAGAUGACCCGGAUGAGGAAACGCACGGCCGAGCGCCUGAAGGACUCGCAGAACACCGCUGCCAUGCUCACCACCUUCAACGAGAUUGACAUGAGCCACAUCAUCGCCUUCCGCAACAAGCACAAGGACGCCUUCCUCAAGAAGCACGGCGUCAAGCUUGGCUUCAUGUCUGCCUUUGCAAAGGCCGCCGCCUGGGCCCUUGAGCGCGAGCCAGCUGUCAACGCAUUCAUUGACACGGACAACGAACACAUCGUGUACAACGAGGACAUCAACAUCAGCGUCGCCGUUGCUACCCCUAAGGGUCUGGUUGUGCCAGUUGUGCGGCGGGUGCAAGACAUGACGUAUGUUGACAUUGAGCGGGAGAUUGCGCGUCUGGGCAAGAAGGCGCGUGACGGCGACCUCGCCAUUGAGGACAUGGAGGGCGGCACCUUCACCAUCAGCAACGGCGGUGUGUUUGUCUCACUUAUGGGAACCCCGAUCAUGAACCCCCCGCAGUCGGACAUCCUCGGGAAGGACCCCACCUUUGACCGCCCCGGCGUCAUUCACGGCAAUGUUGAGAUCCGCCCGAUGAUGUACGUUGCGCUGACGUACGACCACCGGCUGAUUGACGGGCGUGAGGCCGUGACGUUCCUCAAGAGCGUCAAGGAGGCUGUCGAGGACCCCAGGAUCAUCCUCCUUGACUAA